AGAUUGCAGUAACAAAAAAAGAACAUAAUUUUUAAACAUCAAUAUCCUUAUUCGUGUGUUUACGAUGUCGUCGUGCAGUGAUAUCGUUGCUCUGAUACCAUGAAACAGUUCGCAGAAAAACGCGAUUGCUGCAGACUAGAGAGCAUAGUGAUUUCUAUAAUCAAAUGUCAUAUCAUGCUGAUUCAGCUUUUCGCAUAGGGAAAAGUUCUAACAAGACUAGAGAAUAUGGCUGCCAUGACAACGUAGGAACUCCCAAAUUUAUGGAAUACAUAGUUGCAGCGUAUGUUGAUUGUUCUAUGUUUGAUAAUUUAUGUUUACACUCUGUGAUGCAGACAACCACAAUAUAUAUUUUAGCUGUCUCGGAUCUUUGUUUUAUAUUGAUGACAAUUUGGUUUCUUAGUACAUUCCUUAGUAUUCAACAAGAAAUCCACUAGACAUAACUAUAUAACUCGUCCGGGUUAUGUAAUAGGUUCUUUCAGAGCUGUAUCGAGUUUUUUAUAGUUAAGAAAGAAAGAGUGAGGGACUUACAGAGUUUCCCAUGGCUUAUAGAUUCUUGGCCCAUGCUUUGUAUGACAAUGAACAAAAUGUUCAAAUCAAUGGCCUUGAUUCGAGAAGUUCAGCCAUGGCUUGUUAUCCUUUUCCAUAUCUACACACUUUGAAUAAUGUUGCCUCCAUUUUGAACCCGGGUUUAUCUGAUGAAACCAGUAGCAGUAAGAGGCUAAAGAGAACUACAAGCAUGGGUGAGAUUCUUGGAAACACUUACAGUAGCUUCUGUAGUAAUGACAGCUUUGGCAGCACGUUUAGUCGAAGAAGCAGCACUAGUAGCCUGAAUAGUUUGCCAGGGCUCCAUAUUCGAGAACAUAUAAACGCCUAUACACAAAGGUAUCUAGCAGCUGAAUGUGUGGAGGAUGCAGCAUCAGCCAUUGUUGGAUCAGAUUAUGAUGGAGAAACAAAAGAGGAUGGAGUUACUGAUGAAAUGAGACUUGUUCAGCUUCUCGUUUUGUGUGCAGAAGCUGUUGCAUGUCGCGACAGGUCACAUGCCUCAGUUUUACUAGCUGAAGUUCGAGCAGAUGCUUUAGUCUUCGGCACUUCCUUUCAGCGUGUAGCUUCUUGCUUCGUCCAAGGGCUUACUGACAGGCUGACAUUCGUCCAGCCACCAGGGACAGCAGGUUUAACUGCUGCGGCUACAAAUAUAAUAGACAUUGCCUCCGAGAAGAAGGAAGAAGCCUUAGAUCUUGUCUAUGAAGUUUGCCCGCACAUUCAAUUUGGACAUUUUGUGGCGAAUUUAUCAAUAUUGGAAGCUUUUGAGGGAGAGAAUUUCGUCCAUGUUGUGGAUUUGGGCAUGUCCCUUGGUUUACGACAUGGUCAGCAAUGGCGUAACUUAAUCCGUAGUCUUGCAAAUCGGACAGGUCAACCUCCAUGCUGUGUAAGAAUAACGGGUGUUGGCCUCUGUGUAGAAAAGUUCCAAAUAAUUGGGACUGAGCUUAAGGCCUAUGCAAGAAGCUUAGGAAUAAAUUUAGAGUUCUCAGCAGUUGAGAGCAGCUUGGAAGACCUUAAGCCUGAACACAUUAAGCUUCGUAAAAAUGAAGUCCUUGCAAUUAACAGCAUUCUUCAGCUGCAUUGUGUGGUGAAAGAGAGCAGAGGUGCAUUAAACGCAUUUCUAAAAGUAAUUCACGAGCUAUCUCCAAAGAUUCUGAUUCUUGUGGAGCAGGAUUCCAGCCAUAAUGGACCAUUCUUUCUUGGGAGGUUUCUGGAAGCGCUGCAUUACUAUUCUGCAAUAUUUGACUCUCUUGAUGCUAUGCUGCCUAAAUAUGAUACACGACGUGCAAAAAUUGAACAGUUCUACUUUGCUGAGGAAAUAAAGAACAUCGUGAGUUGCGAGGGCCCUGGUCGAAUAGAAAGGCAUGAGAGAGUAGAUCAAUGGCGGAGGAGGAUGAGCAGAGCCGGAUUUCAGCCAGCACCAGGUAAGAUGAUUGCUCAGGCAAAAGACUGGCUAGGAAAACACGAGUUCUGCGAAGGAUAUACCAUUGUGGAGGAGAAGGGAUGCUUGGUGCUUGGAUGGAAAUCAAAACCCAUUGUUGCAGCUUCUUGCUGGAAAUGCUAAAGUCAGAAUGGGUGAAAUGUAACAACGAAUAAAAUUGAAAAUUCCAGGCUAUUCACAGGAUUGUAGAGCCUGCAAUUUUCAUAUACUGUAAAAGAUAAAUAGAAAGAGACGGCACUUGAUGUGAAUAAAAAAUCUAACUUGUUUGAAGCGA
Messenger RNA from Daucus carota subsp. sativus, 2255 nucleotides. Its product is annotated as GRAS family protein RAD1. Lineage: Eukaryota; Viridiplantae; Streptophyta; Magnoliopsida; Apiales; Apiaceae. Gene Ontology annotation, biological process: regulation of DNA-templated transcription. The transcript has a single exon. The record is from RefSeq and is a predicted model, not a curated record. Gene Ontology annotation, cellular component: nucleus. Bases 539 to 2104 code for a protein of 521 amino acids. Gene Ontology annotation, molecular function: sequence-specific DNA binding; DNA-binding transcription factor activity.